AUUCUGUGAAAGCGAAGGCGAAAUCUCUAUUGUGCGUUCUGCAAUGUUUCAUCGUUUUAAAUUUGAAUAAUCGACUGCAUUACCUCUUCAAAAUGUUUGAUUCAAGAGCAAAGCAAAGACCUCCGUCUCCUCAAAAAAUCCUUUGGUUCGAAUUUUUGCUGAAUCCCACAUUAUUAGAAAAACAUUUAUCUGACGGAAGUACAGAUCCAAGUCCAACAGACCUCAUUAUCAAGUUUUUAACUAAUUCAGUGAAUGAAAGCCACUCUGACCAAGCUAUGGGGUUGAACAAUAACCAGUACAAUAAUUCUGGAGUUUUUUCUACUGGUGUGCCUGUUAAUGGCAUGGAAGAACCGCCAUCACAAAUUGAUUUAGAUUUAAAAGAAGAAAAAAUCACAAAAAAGAAAAUUGCACUUAAACUUUUAGCUUUAAAAGUAGCUGCAUCUUUGCAAUGGGAUUUAAAUACGCUUGAAAAAAAGUUACCUUUGACAAUGCAACAAUCUCUUCUAACAGAACUAUUGACUGUGACUGGUGAUGAUUUGAGUUUUAGUGAUCCUGCAGCUACUAGUGAUUCACUGUUUGCUCGUAUUUUGUACAAUUUGUGGGUUUUGAGAGCUGUUAUUGAAGGCAGUUAUCCUGCAAAGAGUCCAAAAGGCCUAAAUGUACAACUCCCAGGAUUAAUUGAUCCAUCUAUUAUAUCACCUGCUGUGGUUGAAUCUAUUAUGAGAAAGCUUAAUGAAGAGACAGAGAGAGCAUGCAAUUUAUUAGAAGCUAUUUUAAAAAAUGGAGAUCCAGUUCGUAUGCCAUUAAUGAAUUGCUUUGGUACUUUAACUGAAGAAUGUCCAAAUCCUGAUCAUAAGUGGGAUCAAGGUCUAAUGUUAAAGUCAGAUGAUGUAAUUUGUCAGAUUUCAUAUGACUUAGGCUGCUUUUAUUUUUUCCAAGAAAAAUAUGAAGAAGCUAGUGCUCAUUUUCUUAAAGCAUCUGAUUUGUAUUCAAAAUUGGUUGUUCCGAAGUUUUGUCAUAUAAAUCCUAUGAAACUGAAGGGAUUCUAUGAUGCUUGUGCUCACAUACUUGGCUAUCAAAAGUCUGAUUCUACCACUCCAUUGAGGGAAAUUCUUCAAACUUCAGUAAAAGAAGGUCAUAAUAAAACCAUUGACAUAUUAAAAAGUGACAUUAUCAAGAUGGAACUUCCUUUGUCUCUUAGGGAUGCGGUUGAAUUAAAUAUUCUGCAAGAGCAUGAAGGAAAAACUGAUUUGCUGCUAUAUGUUGUGUUUUCCAAUGCCAUAAGACGAACAAUUAGUGGUGAAGUUGUCAUAAAUAACUGGUGUUCUCUGCUUAAAACACAUGAAGAGAAAUCAUCAUUGAUUGUUUGUGAUCUUUUAAAAGAUGUCAUUCCUGUUGCCUCACAAGAAAUGAAAUUGUUUUUAAAAAAUUUUACUAGAACAUUGUGUUUAACAUCAAUACCUGCAAAACAGCUAAUGAAGAAGUAUGAUAAAUAUUCAGAAAUGUUAUUUACAGCUGAAGAGCUUGAGACAUUAUUUGCAUACGGCCCUACUGCAAAACGAGAAAUUUAUAAGUUUGACAAGAGCUUCACUGAUGAUUUCAGUGUUCAAAUUGCUGCCUUUGAAAGACGUCUUUUGACCUGUACUGAAGCAGUUAAUAUUAAAUAUCUUGUCAAUCAGCUCAGAGCAAAAUACAACUAUCAACAUUUAUGGACACUCAAUAAAAAGUGGGAAUGUCCAGUAGCAGUUAACAUUUUCUUAAAAAAUGUUCCACCUCAUGUUGAUCAGGAAAUGAUUCAUAUACUAUUGGCUAAAGCUGCUGAACUGAGAGCUAUAAAGAAAUAUGGUGAAGCAAGACAUUUAUACCAGAUGAUCCACAGUGAAAUUAGAAAUGCCUCUCCCCGUUUGAGUCGUUUUUUGAACUGGGAACUACUGCGCCUUGAUUUACUUGAAGUCCUUGAUACACCUGUUCACAUAUGUCAGUCUUCCACUUAUCGAACUGAUAUAGUUCAAAGGAUUUUGACUCUAUUAGUGUCUUAUAAAAAAGAAAGAGGAAAAGUGCCUCCUGACCCUAACCUGAUGGAGUUAUGUGCUGCUGUGUUAUUAAAUUUUAGAGAAUGGGAAAAAUUGCUUGAACUGGAAGCUAAAAUUGAUUCAUACAUUCAGUUUUCAAAAGUCGUUGCCUCUGCAUGCAAGGAAAUGCUGAAUAAAGGAGGGAAAAAUGGUCCUCGAGAACUUUGGGAUACAAUUCUACCGAUAUUUCAAACUUCUACAUCUGUACAACAUAAACGUUCUGGUUCCGGCAUGGUGAAAGAUUCUUCUCGAGAAACAUCUCAAGCAAUUAUGACAAGCUUUAUUUUCUGUAGGUCACAAUUGCAGCAAUUUAUCAAAAAAUUAAAGGACACUCUUGUUUUGGGAAUAAUCAUUUCAUGUUUAGCUAAAUUUUACAACAUACUAAAAGAUGACUCGAUUGGCGAAAUAUUUUUGGAGUAUCAAGGUAUUUGGCCAACUAUAAUUACCAACUCAGAUGGUUUUAAUAUGACAGCUGUUGGGGAAGUAUUUCAGAGCACUCUACAUCAUGCUUUAUCAAUCCAUCCAACUCAUACUGCAUGGUUGCGAACUAAAGGUGAUGUUAUGUAUGCUCUUAUCAGUCUUCAAAAUAGCAAAAAAGCUCCAAUAGUUUCAGUGCAUGGUCAUUAUGCAUGUGCUUUAAAGUAUUACAUAUCAGCUGCUAUGGUUAGCAGUGACUUUUUCAGUUUGCCAUUGCCGAAAGCAAUUUUUGAUGACUUGCAGUUCAAACACAUGAUUCAUUGUUGUACAAAGCUGUGUAAUCAUACUCAGGCUGCUGUUCUUCAUCAGUUCCUUGAAGAGCCAAAUUACACAAUGGCCUUCAAAGCGCUUGGUGAAAGAGUGUGUAAUGAUAGUUGUGAUACUUAUUACCCAUGCAUAUGGGAUGUGACACUUUUGGAAUUCCUUGUCCAUCACCAUACAAAAAGGGGAGAAAUGGACUGCCGUCAGUAUGUGAUUCAGCUGAUUGGUCAGCUGGAAUUGAAUUCUAACAAUAAUGAAGAAAUCCAAAGAGAAGCCGCUAGUCUACGAAAAGGAUGGUUUUUAAGAGCAAUGGCAAAACAGUACUUAUAAAAAAAUGUCAAUUUUUGUAAACAUAAUUAGAAAUAUUUCCCCAUAUGAAAGUGCUUCCAAAAAUUUCUUUUUAUUACUCAGGGGCUGCUUUCAAUUUAGGAAAACAGAUUUUCUUCCUUUAAAUAUUUUAAGUGAUUUGUUGUUCUAUUACACAUCAAUGUAGUAAUAUUUAUAAGUGGCUCAAAAUAUUUGCAACAUUUUUAGGCUAUUGAAAGGAGAAUAAUAAACAUCAAACACCUGUAAUUAAAAAAAUUCAUAAAAAUAUGAAUUGUGUAUAAUUUUUUAGAAUUUGAUUUAGAGAGGAGAGUCUUCAUUAUUCAAACAUCUUUUCCUCCUCAAAACUUUUCAUCUUCAUCCACAUUGUAUAAUAUAAUUUUGUAAAUAAAUCUAUUUU
This is a messenger RNA of Uloborus diversus, 3534 nucleotides long. RefSeq names its product integrator complex subunit 8-like. NCBI's taxonomy places the organism in Eukaryota, Metazoa, Arthropoda, Arachnida, Araneae, Uloboridae. Gene Ontology annotation, biological process: snRNA 3'-end processing. Gene Ontology annotation, cellular component: integrator complex. Bases 93 to 3140 code for a protein of 1015 amino acids. The transcript is spliced from 25 exons. The record is from RefSeq and is a predicted model, not a curated record.